CCACUGGGUGACUGGGUGCAGAAUCCUUCUCCGAGAAGGAAAACUUUACUCUUUUCUUGUGUCCGUCGUCUCUGAAACUCGAUUCUGCAAGAAAGGAAGCGGCGGCAAGCGGCGGCAAGCGACGGUCAACUUCUCCUACAUCCUACGUUCCCUUCGCCGUGAAAGGCCUGCAGCUAUUAAUAUUAGUUAUCUAUGGAUCCCAAAAAGGGAAUGGAGAUGAUAGUCAAGGUAGGUCCUCAUGGAUAUGGGCAUCAGGGCAAUCCUUGGGAAGACAAAGGCCAAAGCAUGUUAACCCAUAUCUUCAUAUCCUAUGACAGUAAAAGGGUAUAUUCCAUACAGACUGCAUGCAUUCAGGAUGGGAAAUUGCAACUAUCUGAUAAACAUGGUGGUGAUGGAAAAAUGUUCAAAACGGUUGAGAUCAAUUAUCCCUCUGAGUUUCUUACUGGUAUUAGUGGUUACGAAGAGAAUGACCUCGGCGAUUAUAUGCUGAGGUCUUUGACGUUUCAAACCAACAGGAGAAAGUUUGGGCCGUUUGGGCUAGAGAAAGGCGCUCACUUCUGCAUUCAGAUGGGGACUAAGAAGCAAUUAUUUGGAGGUUUUCAUGGAACUUCGAACUCAUUGUAUCUCUACUCAAUUGGAGUUUACGUGAUGCCUAUCAAUCCGUUGGAGGAUACUGAAUUACAUACUUCAACCGUUGUUAAGAAAGAGAAAUCCAGUGUUUGAGACUCUUGCUAAAAUAUGAUAUUGGUUCAUGAGCAGCAACAGAUCUUAGUAUGAUACAGUGGACAAAAUGUUUCACAACUAAGUGUAUGCCAUUCUAUAAAUAGAGAUUCCAUUGGGUGAGCAAA
Messenger RNA from Macadamia integrifolia, 848 nucleotides. Its product is annotated as inactive protein RESTRICTED TEV MOVEMENT 1-like. Bases 193 to 723 code for a protein of 176 amino acids. Lineage: Eukaryota; Viridiplantae; Streptophyta; Magnoliopsida; Proteales; Proteaceae. Gene Ontology annotation, molecular function: carbohydrate binding. The record is from RefSeq and is a predicted model, not a curated record. The transcript has 3 exons.